Messenger RNA from Dipodomys spectabilis (banner-tailed kangaroo rat), 382 nucleotides. Its product is annotated as transmembrane protein 141-like. The transcript has a single exon. Lineage: Eukaryota; Metazoa; Chordata; Mammalia; Rodentia; Heteromyidae. The coding region runs from base 25 to 267 and encodes 80 amino acids. The record is from RefSeq and is a predicted model, not a curated record.
CGCCGGCUCCCCCGUUCGCCCACCAUGGUGAACCUGGGCCUGUCCCGUGUGGAUGACGCCGUGGCCGCCAGGCACCCGGGGCUCCGGGAGUACGCCGCGUGCCAGUCCCACGCCUUUGUGAAGGGCGUGCUCACUUUGCUCGCAGUUGUUGGUUCUGUGGCAAGUUAUGGGGUGACAAGAGUGGAGACCCAGAAAUGCAGCAACCUCUGGCUUUUCCUGGAGACAGGGCAGCUCCCCAAAGACAGAAGCCCAGAUGGCCGCAGCUAGGCGCACUCCAGCUGAGAUGUGGAGGAUCUGGGACAGAGGCAGCCCUGAAACACAGCCCUCUGCACCUCCAAUUCCAGACCUUGCCCCCACCUGCACAGGUGUGCGGCCAGAUCUG